Messenger RNA from Candoia aspera, 764 nucleotides. RefSeq names its product nucleolar pre-rRNA processing protein NIP7 (gene NIP7). Gene Ontology annotation, molecular function: RNA binding. Gene Ontology annotation, biological process: ribosomal large subunit biogenesis; ribosome assembly. Lineage: Eukaryota; Metazoa; Chordata; Lepidosauria; Squamata; Candoiidae. The transcript has 5 exons. Gene Ontology annotation, cellular component: nucleus; nucleolus; preribosome, large subunit precursor. The coding region runs from base 75 to 617 and encodes 180 amino acids. The record is from RefSeq and is a predicted model, not a curated record.
GAAUCAGCUUCCGGCCGGGGUGGAGCGCGUGGAUCACGCCGAGUUGCCUCUCGCGCUGCGGGUCGGGCGGCGCGAUGCGGCCGCUGACGGAGGAGGAGACCCGCGCCCUUUUCGAGAAGCUCGCCCGAUACGUCGGCGAGAACAUCCAGCUGCUGGUGGACCGGCCGGACGGGACCUACUGCUUCCGCCUGCACAGGGACCGCGUCUACUACCUCAGCGAAAGGCUCCUGAAGCUGGCUACAAAUAUUCCACGGGACAACCUGGUGUCCCUGGGCACCUGCUUUGGAAAAUUUACCAAGACUCAGAAAUUCCGGCUCCAUAUCACUGCCCUGGAUUACCUCGCCCCUUAUGCCAAGUACAAAGUCUGGGUGAAGCCUGGAGCAGAGCAGUCUUUCCUUUACGGGAACCACCUAUUGAAGUCCGGUCUGGGGCGCAUCACUGAGAGCACUGCUCAGUACCAAGGAGUGGUGGUGUAUUCUAUGGCUGAUGUCCCCCUGGGGUUUGGGGUGGCAGCCAAAACCACCCAGGAGUGCCGAAAAGUGGACCCUAUGGCAAUUGUGGUAUUUCACCAAGCAGAUAUUGGCGAGUACAUACGGCAUGAGGACACACUGACUUAAUGAACGGGGCAGAAUUCCUCCCGUCACUCUUAGGCAACUGGCAUCUUUAAAAACUGUUCUGCGCUUUAGAUUGUAUGACGCCCUUUUUUGUGUAACCUGGAAGGACUGGCUGAGCAGGUGAAAUGUGAUUAUUUCCCUGCCGUCAUU